AUGGCGGCGCAAAUCUCGACCAUCGCCGAAUCGAAAGAGGUGCGCGGUCUCAACCUCAUCGCCGCCCACUCGCAUGUUCGCGGUCUAGGUGUUCAGCCAGACACGCUGGCCCCCAAGCCCGCCGCCGAGGGUCUCGUUGGCCAACAGAAGGCACGCAGGGCAGCUGCUGUCAUCCUCCAGAUGGCUCGCGAGGGCAAGAUCGCCGGCCGAGCUGUACUCAUCGCAGGACCGCCAUCUACCGGAAAGACUGCUAUUGCCAUUGGUAUGAGCAAAGGAUUGGGCGAGGAUGUGCCAUUCACCAUGUUGGCCAGCAGCGAGAUCUUCUCGCUUGAGAUGAGCAAGACCGAGGCGCUGGAGCAGGCCUUCCGUAAGAGCAUAGGAGUUCGCAUCAAGGAAGAGUCGGAAGUCAUCGAGGGAGAAGUCGUCGAGAUCCAGAUCGACCGCAGUGUAACAGGCGGCAACAAGCAGGGAAAGCUCACCAUCAAGACGACCGACAUGGAGACUCUGUACGACAUGGGCACCAAGAUGAUCGACAGCAUGACCAAGGAGAAGGUCCAGGCCGGCGACAUCAUCUCCAUCGACAAGGCCUCGGGCCGCAUCACCAAGCUCGGCCGCUCCUACACACGCUCGCGCGACUACGACGCCAUGGGCCCUGACACCAAGUUUGUGCAGUGCCCCGAUGGCGAGCUCCAGGUCCGUCGCGAAGUCGUCCACACCGUCUCCCUGCACGAAAUCGAUGUCAUCAACUCGCGAACUCAAGGCUUCCUCGCCUUGUUCAGUGGUGACACUGGCGAGAUCAGAUCCGAGGUCCGCGAGCAAAUCAACACAAAGGUCGCCGAGUGGAAGGAAGAGGGCAAGGCUGAGAUUGUGCCCGGUGUUCUCUUCAUUGACGAGGUCCACAUGCUUGACGCCGAGUGCUUCUCGUUCAUCAACCGUGCCCUCGAAGACGAACUGGCACCCAUUGUCAUCAUGGCCAGCAACCGCGGUCAAACUCGCAUUCGUGGCACUAGCCACAUCAGCCCUCACGGUCUACCUCUGGACUUCUUGGACCGUCUCGUCAUUAUCAGCACCCAAGCAUACUCGCCCGACGAGAUCAGAGAGAUUUUGAGCAUUCGUGCACAAGAAGAGGAGGUGGACGUAUCGGCUGAUGCUCUUGCUCUCCUGACCAAGAUCGGCCAAGAGACCGGACUAAGAUAUGCCAGUAACCUCAUCACCACUUCACAUCUGCUGGCGCAAAAGCGCAAGGCAAGGGAGGUCGAAGUGAUGGAUGUCCAGAGGAGUUUCGAGCUAUUCUAUGACCCGAACCGCAGCAUGAAGUUUGUUGCAGAGUUUGAGAAGAGAUUUAUUGGUGAUGAGGGAGGUGUUGAGUUGGGUGGCAUGAACGGCAACCCUGAUGCCAUGGAGAUUACUGCCUAG
Messenger RNA from Aureobasidium pullulans EXF-150, 1416 nucleotides. RefSeq names its product TIP49-domain-containing protein. Gene Ontology annotation, molecular function: ATP binding; ATP hydrolysis activity; DNA helicase activity. NCBI's taxonomy places the organism in Eukaryota, Fungi, Ascomycota, Dothideomycetes, Dothideales, Saccotheciaceae. The transcript has a single exon. The record is from RefSeq and is a predicted model, not a curated record. Gene Ontology annotation, biological process: box C/D snoRNP assembly; regulation of transcription by RNA polymerase II; chromatin remodeling. Gene Ontology annotation, cellular component: NuA4 histone acetyltransferase complex; R2TP complex; Ino80 complex. Bases 1 to 1416 code for a protein of 471 amino acids.